CGCAACUGUGUAACUUUAGAACUGCGUAUGACACAAACGGAAUUACCCAAGAUUGGCAUAAUAGGCGCCGGAUGGGGAGUUCGAGUUCAAAUUCCGGCCUUUAGGGCUUCUGGAUUUGUUAUUACUGCGUUAUGGAGUCGUGACAAAACAAAAGCUUUAAACAUCGCUAAAGAAUUGGAUAUCCCGUUUUCUACUAACAAAGUAGAAGAAAUUUUAUUAAGCCGAGAGGUAGAUCUAGUUUGUAUUUCUACACCUCCUCACCUUCACUGUGGAAUUGUGGCUAAAGCUAUCACUGCCGGAAAACAUGUGAUCUGCGAAAAGCCGGCAGCUUUAAAUUUAUCGCAAGCUCGGAAAAUGUUAAAUUCUUCAAAGUAUUACCCCCAGCUUCUUUCAAUAAUAGACCAUGAACUUCGAUUUUUACCGGCCAUGGCCAAGAUGAAGGAGCUCGUGACUGCUGGCUACUGUGGAAAUCUGCUCGUUCUUAAAGCAGACGUGAGCAUGAGUUCCCUUAUCAAAGGAAAAUAUAACUGGUGGUGUGACGAAUCGCUGGGCGGAGGAGUGCUUGGUGCUGUGGGUUCUCAUAUAAUUGAUGCUUUUUAUUUUUUAACAGGCUUGCAGGCUAUAGAGGUGUUGGGAGUGCUAAGAACAUACAAAAAAACAACCAAGAAGAUUAAAGACUUUAGACAUAUUACUAGCGAUGACUAUUGUGCUUGUCAAUUAACGUAUGAAAAUGAAGUCCACGCGACUAUUACUCUGAACACUUUGUCUUACGGAAGUUACUAUCACGUGGUCUCCGUCUACGGCGAUCGCGGGGGUCUCGUGUUAAGAAACGGAGACUUGUACGCAUGCUCGGCUGAUUCUCCAUUAGAAGAGCUAAUCGUAGGCAGCUCGAAUACCUCGCAAAGUUCUCCUUUUGCUAAAGGGACGGAAGUUAUGAUCAGUUGCCUCAAAGAAGCUUUCUUAAAAAAGGACUUUUCUAUCCUGCAAAAUGCUGCCAACUUUGAAGCUGGAUUGCACACCCAAGCAAUUAUUGAUGGCAUUAAGAAGAGCAGUUUUUCUGGUGAGUGGAUCAACGUGCAGCAUUUACUGGAGGACAAGCGCUCUCCCGAAACAGUUUUUUUCCACCAAUAA
This is a messenger RNA of Zophobas morio, 1131 nucleotides long. Its product is annotated as glucose-fructose oxidoreductase domain-containing protein 2-like. The transcript is spliced from 10 exons. The record is from RefSeq and is a predicted model, not a curated record. The coding region runs from base 28 to 1131 and encodes 367 amino acids. NCBI's taxonomy places the organism in Eukaryota, Metazoa, Arthropoda, Insecta, Coleoptera, Tenebrionidae. Gene Ontology annotation, molecular function: nucleotide binding.